Messenger RNA from Olea europaea var. sylvestris, 1750 nucleotides. RefSeq names its product RING-H2 finger protein ATL51-like. The coding region runs from base 16 to 1218 and encodes 400 amino acids. Lineage: Eukaryota; Viridiplantae; Streptophyta; Magnoliopsida; Lamiales; Oleaceae. The transcript has a single exon. Gene Ontology annotation, biological process: protein ubiquitination. Gene Ontology annotation, molecular function: transferase activity. The record is from RefSeq and is a predicted model, not a curated record.
CAUAUUGUUUUCGAAAUGGACAAAGACUUAUCAACUACUACAACUUUACUUCCCUUAACAUCUAAGCUUCCCUUCAUCCACACAAAAAACUUCUCGAAUCUCCUCCCUCUUCUCUCUCUCCCACUAGCCUUACGGGGGGGACGAUGGUUCGUCUCCGUCAUCAAUCAAAAGAAAUCUCAUCUGUACAUAUUGAGCACGAGCUCUCUCAACUGUCAAAUUAAGAUCAACUCAUCUUUAGUCUUUUUCGACCUUGAGUUGCCACUGACCUUGAGGUCUAGACAAGUCCAACUAGUCAGAUCCUUACCAACUCUUCCACCUUAUAGUCGCACAAAUAAUUCUCUGCAAAUUUUACUGAGAGUACAGAUUUUGGACAUGGGAUCUGUUGGGAAUCAAAAUCUUUCGACUCCUUAUGAUAAUUCUAAGGAGUGUUCACAAGGGAAUUGCAGUAUAAAUUGUCCACGAUGGUGUUACUUUAACUUCCCUCCUCCUCCGUUAGAUGAUGAUUCAGGUACCCAUUUUUCCCCACUAAUCAUCGCCAUCAUAGCAAUCCUGGCAGUUGGUUUCCUUGUAGUAAGCUACUAUAUGAUAGUAAAACGGUAUUGCCGGAGAAGAAAUGAUCCAAACACGAGUAUCGAAACCCAAGAGAUUCUUGAUGGACUGACUCGUGAUCAGAUGGCCGGUGCCUCGACUGGAUUGGAUGAGGCACUUAUUAAGACCAUCACAGUCUUUAAGUACAAGAAAGGCGAUGGCCUAAUUGAUGGGGCUGAAUGUGUAGUUUGUUUGAAUGAAUUUCAAGAAAAUGAGUCUCUUAGACUAAUGCCAAAUUGUAUGCAUGGUUUUCACCUUCCUUGUAUCGAUCCAUGGUUGAAAUCUCACCCGAGUUGUCCUAUUUGUCGUGUCGAUGUUAACUUGACCUAUCCGUUGCCUCCACCUGCCCGGAAUUCUCAAACUCCAUCGACUGUCAACGUGGCUUCUCUGGAGAUUCAGAGGCCGGAUGAUUUGAUUUUAGUGGUGGAUGAUCACGAGAGGGAUCGUUCAGAAGAGGUGGUUCCAAGUGUAGUCGAUAAUGAUGUUCGACCGAAGAGCCCCCUGCGAAAUGUUAGUACUGCACAAGAUUCUGAAACAAGAAUUGACAUUAUCGGAACUCCCGAAAAGGAUGUUAAGAAAUUUAGCAGAUCGAUUUCUCCGGGUGCAUUUUCGAGCCAACGCCAGCGCUGAUAUUCCGAGGAUUGAAGAAGCAUAUGAAGGAUUACAAAUGGAAAGUUCCUUAAGAAGAAGAAUAGCAUGGAAUGAGAACUAGCAAGAAGACCUGUUACAAUGAGAAGAUCCAUUUCUACUGGAAGAUUCAUAUUCCAUAAUAAAGGCAAGAAUUCUAUAAUCCCACAUUGAACAUAAAAAUAUUGUAAAGACAAUUUCUUUACUUCAUACCAACUUUACCUCUUUAGUCCUUUAUCUAUUUAUGUUUAGCACAGUAGGAAAGAAACAUGUGAUCUUUGAGUUUGAUACUUGUGAUGCCUAAUAUGGGAUUGAGUGGAAAAUGAAACAGAAUUUGUCAUUUAUUAGUGGAAAAAUUGUGUGAACAACUUGCUUGAAGAAUACCAGAAUGUGCCAGCAAAAAUAGAGGCACCUCGAUCAGUAAGUUAAGUGAUGGCCUCACAAGAAUUACUUAUUUAUAUCUAUUUAUAAAUUAAACCAUGUAAUUCUGCCCAAACGGAGGCUUAACCUUCUAUGGAAAGUAUUGCCAAGACUA